AUGCCUCCCGCCGCUUCCCCAUCCCCUUCCCCUGCACCCUCCUCAACAUUCUCCACCACCCCAACUCUCCUCCAUGCAUCCUCCUCAUCUCCGCCCUCUAAGCUCCCCAUCGACUUCUCCCCUCCCCUCAUCGCCAUGGUUGUCGUCGUCGCCACCGCUUUCUUAAUCGUCACCUACUCCCGCCUCCUAUCCCGCCACGUCAUCCCCCCGCUCAUCCGAUUCUCCCGCCACUGGCGCCGCCGCCGCCGCCGCUCCUACCUCCCCUCCUCCAUCGGCGACCUCGACUCCCCGCCCUACGACUCCUCCUCCUUCGACGCCUUCCACGUCUUCUCCCCCUACGGCCUCGACGAGUCGGUCAUUAAGACCAUCCCGCUCUCCCUCUACACCGCCAAGACCGGCCUCCGGAGCAAAGACUGCGCCGUCUGCUUGAUCGAGUUCGAAGACGACGAGUACGUUAGGACUCUUCCGGUUUGUUCGCACGCUUUUCACGUCGACUGCAUCGACAUGUGGCUCAGGUCCCACGCCAACUGUCCCCUCUGCCGCGCCGGAAUAUUCCGCCCGGAGUCUCCCUUCAUUCCUUUAAUGGCCGCCAGAAUCCGGCCGAGCCUCGACGACGCGCUUCUCCGCACCAUGGCGCUGGAGCCGCUCGCGGAAACUCCGCCGCGGGAGUCGGUCACGGCGGAGAUCACUCCCUGCGCGGAGGAGCAGUCGCCGCGGAGGACGUUCAGUUACUGGGAGGACCGACUCAACGGCGGAGAUUUCGUUCUCAAGCGGUCGCAUUCGUUCGGAUUCGAGCGGAGCUCCGCUUCGGAACGGAUGAUGGUGACGGAGCCGACGACGGCGUCGCCGUGGCGGUACAGGAGAGGCGGGAGCUUCUGGAGCAAGCGGCCGUCGCCGUUCGGGUCGCUGACGAAGCCACGUGUCUUCUCGUUCCGGUCCCACCGAGGCAUGAACAUGAAGUCGCCGUUCUUCCGGCGAAAGGGGUUCUUCCCGCUGUCGGAGUCAAGCGCGAGAUUCUCCACCGGCGGGGGAUCUUCCCGGCGGACGAAGUCGAUGACGAGCCCGAUGUUCAUGAGGUCGUCGGCGUUGACCGCGGCGGCUUUCUCGUCAAGCCGGCUGAGGUGCGGCGACCCCGAGGCGCUGCUGUCGCCGGAGCGGUUUAACAGAAGAUAG
This is a messenger RNA of Fragaria vesca subsp. vesca, 1173 nucleotides long. Its product is annotated as RING-H2 finger protein ATL65-like. The coding region runs from base 1 to 1173 and encodes 390 amino acids. Lineage: Eukaryota; Viridiplantae; Streptophyta; Magnoliopsida; Rosales; Rosaceae. Gene Ontology annotation, biological process: protein ubiquitination. The record is from RefSeq and is a predicted model, not a curated record. Gene Ontology annotation, molecular function: transferase activity. The transcript has a single exon.